AUGGAGGAAGACCUGGCGCAGUAUCUCUCCUCUACGCUCCAGCUGGAACUUCCCGAGCAUAUAGCCGGCGAUGCUCAGCUGAAACUCAACCGCGAGACAAUCGCGUUACUCGAGAGUACACCACAGUUUCGGGAUAUAUGGGAGGUUGUCCGGCGUUACGUCCGGCCAAGGGGUGAGGUCGAAGCGGUUAGGGAAGCAGUGAACAGCGCUAUCGAACAUGCUCCGACUACUAUCGGUGCCAGGGACGGUGUUUACAGCCGGUAUCUUAAUGCCCGGCGUGCACACGAGAAAGCUACAAAAACGCUGAAUACGGCAUCUUCGCACCUCUCUAUCUCGCUUUCUACCCUUCCAUCAGCACCCCAACAGGUUGGCGUCAGUCCCCAUGCAUCUCUGGCACAAGCACAUAGCAUACAUGCCCAGGUCGAGGGCUUGCUAGAGCGCGCCAAAGUAUUCCAACAACAUCUGAGAGCUUUGGUGGAGAGAGCACAGGUACACGUUGGAGCCGAGAAAACCCUGGAGGUGGUCAGGCAGGGAGACGCACAAGAGUUGGCUGCCAUAUUACCAAGGGAGACGAAGAAUGUUUUGAAGGCUUUGAAUUACGUCUCCAAGGCAGCUACACAAAAGCUCCAAGGAAGGCAGAAUAAUGAGGAAAGCGAAGUGGAGUUGGAGACAAAGCUGAGGAAUAUGGUUACGGAAGCAAGGAAGGAAGUCAUCCGACUUCGACGACAGGUACAUGGUGAUCGAGCGAAAGCUACGGAGAUGAUAGAGAAAGUAAGGGCGUUGCAAACGACUCUAUCCGAGGACGAGCAAGCGAAACGGAAAGUGUAUGCGCUCAGGGUCGCACGAGAAGAGCUGUUGUCAUUGAUCAGUGCUCUUCUGCCACCGGAAGAUGGUGUGGAUGUUGACAUGGAGGACGCCAGCGCUGUUGAUGAACUUAAUAAUCACGAAGCACGACAGCUGAUCGAAGGAAGAAUCGUAUACGCCCAAAAAAUGGUGAACGCCUACAUGCACCUCCGCCGCAACCUUACCUCCGCCUCCUCCAGCCUCUCAACGUCUCGCGAUCCCUUCACCAUCCCAGCGACAACAAUCCACGUCCCACCCUCCUACCUUCCAGUCCAGACUUCACCACCACCCAUCUCCGACCCAGAUCCAUCUUGGCAAACCCACCACUCCCUCUCCCUCCGCGCCCACACCUCCACCCGCCUCACCACCUCCCCCCAAACCCUAACUUCAACCCUGCACCACCGCGCCCUGGAGUCCGCACUUCUACAUCGAUACGAGACGCCUAUCCCACACAUCCAGGAUGCCGAAGCGGAUGAAUUGGCGAAGGCGUGGGAAGAUGCGGCUGAGAGUAGGAGGAGGGAGGUACUUGGGGAAGUGUCGGAGAGAGCGAGGGCGGUGGAGGGUAUUGUGGAGAGGGGAAGGGAGAGGGUGAGGCAGGUGCAAAGAGCGGGGGAGGAAGUUAGGGGUGUUGGAGGGUUGGGGAAGGGGCUGGUUACGUGA
Molecule: messenger RNA, 1503 nt
Organism: Saitoella complicata NRRL Y-17804
Lineage: Eukaryota; Fungi; Ascomycota; Saitoellomycetes; Saitoellales; Saitoellaceae
Exons: 2
Coding region: 1-1503 (500 amino acids)
Source: RefSeq, a predicted model, not a curated record